AUGUUUUUGAAUGGUUCCGACAUCAUCCUUGAUGAUGAGAAGUAUUUUGGUUUGUCAGGUGACAAUGUUCAAUGCAAUCAAAGAUUUUACACAACAGAUCCAUCAACAACUCCUUCCGAUGUGAAAUAUAAAAAGAAAAAGAAAUAUCCACCCAAAAUUCUCAUUUGCAUGGCAAUGUCGGCGAGGGGUGUGUCAGAUAUUUAUGUCCAUAAGAGCAAAGAAGCCAUUAAAAGUGAUAUCUAUUUAAAUGAAUGUAUUAAUAAUCGAUUGUUGCCAUUUAUCGAAGAGCAUCACAAAAAUAAUGAUUUUGUCUUCUGGCCCGAUAAAGCCAGUGUACAUUAUGCUGGUGUCGUCCUUGAUCGAUUGAAACAAAAAAAUAUCCCCGUUAAGGUUUACGCCAAUAAUUGGCAAGCCAAAGAUCUGGAUUCAUUAGCUCGUCGAGUCAAGAAAAAAGCCAAAGAACUGGAUCCAAAAACGUUGCAAGCCAUGGUGAAGAACGUUAGCAAGCAGCUUCAUAUAGUUGAAGAACUUAGUAAUUUAGAUAAUAAGUUUUUAAAAUUAACAGAUUAUAUAUUGAAAAAUUAUAUUGAACAUGCAAGAUUUCCUAUAGAAAAGUGGAACCAUUUUGAUUUAAUAGAGGAAAGGCCACGUACAAAUAAUCACGUAGAAGGCUACCAUCGACAGUUAAAUGCACAUAUAGGAAUACAUCCAAGUAUUUGGAAUUGGAUAAUGAACAUACAAAAAGCUGAAGAAAUAACAGCUAUACGUGUUGAACAAGAAGAUGAACAAGGAAGGACGAAUAGAAAAAGAAGAAAACAAGAUGUUCGACAUGAUAUUCAUUUAGUUUCUGCCAAAAAUGCAUUUGCAAAUGAUGAAAUUGAUCUACAAGAAUUUCAGCUACUUUCACGCCACUUUGCAUACAACUACUUAGAUGUUUUCCACAAAACUCGUGAUUCAGACAUAAGCACCGAUGAUGACGACGAGAGCAAUGCAUAA
Molecule: messenger RNA, 996 nt
Organism: Didymodactylos carnosus
Lineage: Eukaryota; Metazoa; Rotifera; Eurotatoria; Philodinida; Philodinidae
Source: the annotation of a GenBank genome assembly